AUGCCGACGCUGGCCUUGAUCAACUUUAACAUUGUCUGCGCCACACUUGGAGGCUUUAUAUCCUUGUUCGGUUUGGUCUCCUACCUAUGCAAGGAGCGAUUCUAUCUCUCUGAAGCGUGUCCGUGCCCCUGUAUUUCCAUGUACCUCAUAGGGUGUUCUGACGUGACAAGUGAUCUCCUUGCUGGCCGGUGUGGCAUUCUCACCACAUGCAGCCAAUUUCAUACGGCCCGAGGAGUAUGCCAUGCACUCCGAGCCGAACCUCGAAGCCAUCACCCUGCACUUCUGUUCUUUGGCAUCUACCAGUUGAAGUACAUAGGAAUGGGUGGCGAGGGCUUCAGCGGUGGCGCGGGAAAAGCCAUGGGACUGUGGUUCUACGAGACUUGGGUGUACACCAUCAUCUUGAGCGUUGUUUAUGGCGCCGCAGCAGAGGAGAAGCGCUAUGUCGACCGGGAAAGUUUCCUGGUGUUUGCCAUUGCCCUCGCGCUUUGUAUCGUGGGCACCUGCGGUCUCAUUGGCACCGACGACCUCCUCGCGUGUUUCAUCGCUGGAAUGUUUUCAGGCAGGAGUAAGUUGCACCCGCUGACACAGGGGUCCAAACCCGACCAUGAUAGUGAUUGGUUCCGCCUCGAAACCAUGGACGACUUACUCCAGCCGACAAUGAUAUGCUUCUCAACUUGUCUGUCUUCGUGUGUGUGUCCGUGGUCGUCCUUCCCGUACAACAACAUCAUCUCGAUUUAUCGACUCAUAUUCCUGGGCAUCCUGAUCCUCUUAGUCCGCCGUAUGCUGAUCAUCUUCGCGAUGCAUAAGUACAUCCAUCAGAUCGAACAUCUUGCACAAGCCGCCUUUGUCGAUUCUUCGGUCCAAUCGGCGUCGGCGCCAUCUUUUAUCUCUAGAUCAGCCAGGAAUUCCUCAAGGAGAUCACAGUCGACGGCAAAGUGCGAGAGGAUGCGCAGCAAGUCAUGGACGCUGUCUGAAUUGUAUCCCAGUCGGCAAAGCCGGCUACGACCUUCCACGCACAAUCUCCGGUGCCAUCAGUACCGGCACAGUCGACGAACCCGACCCCUCCCCAUCUCAGCCAUCCACCACACCAAUAGCACUGAAACUCCCCAUAUCGAAGGAGCAGGCUCUAACCGUACCCGCAAGCGCCGCUCGGUGAUCCGUUCCGGCUCGCCGUCUCGUCAGCUCCAGCCAGGCGUGGGCUUGACCGACAAACCGGAGAGACCGGUUAAUCUGGCUGUACAUAGCCCCGUGGCUGGGGCGCAUGAAGCACAUGAGAGCUCGCCUAGUCCAGCCCUAUGA
Penicillium argentinense is the source of this 1299-nucleotide messenger RNA. RefSeq names its product Na/H antiporter. Bases 1 to 1299 code for a protein of 432 amino acids. Lineage: Eukaryota; Fungi; Ascomycota; Eurotiomycetes; Eurotiales; Aspergillaceae. Gene Ontology annotation, biological process: regulation of membrane potential; sodium ion export across plasma membrane; proton export across plasma membrane. The transcript is spliced from 5 exons. Gene Ontology annotation, molecular function: sodium:proton antiporter activity. The record is from RefSeq and is a predicted model, not a curated record. Gene Ontology annotation, cellular component: plasma membrane.